AAGUGCAGAAGUGUGUCUCUGUAGAGGAUGUGUUUAGUUAUUUACACCUAUAUCAACAACAAUGUGGAAUUUGACUAGGGCUGCUCAAACUCUCACAUAUGUAAAGAUGUCUGUUUGUGCUGUGGACAGAGGGUUUUUCAGGGCAGGAGGUCAGGACUACAUGAUUGAGCCUCUGACGGGCAGUGAAACUGGAGAACAUGGCGUGUUUAAAGCUGAAUUUUUCAGAAGCGUCAGCUUCUCCUGUGGAGUCACCAAUGAAACCCUGGACUCUGCACUGCCCAGAUUCAACAUCAGAGUGCAGCAUCGAUCUGUGUUUGCUGAUCAAGAUUCACAAACACAAACUAUUCUGGAUGAGCAGAAGUACAUUGAGAUGUUUCUGGUCGUGGACAACAGUGAGUUUCAGAAGUUAGGGAGUGACGUGACCAAAGUGAGGAAGAGGAUGUUUCAGAUCAUCAACUUUGUUAACAUGGUUUACUUUCCCUUACACACAUUCAUCGGUCUGGUGGGGUUGGAGGUGUGGUCAGAUGGAGAUAAGAUAAAUGUCACUUCCUCUGCAGCCAAAACUCUGUCUGCUUUUACACAAUGGAGGACAAAUGAACUGAACACUGUCAAGGAAAACGACAAUGCCCAGCUCAUCACAGCCAUAAACUUUGGCUCCAUAGUGGGCCUGGCCAACGUGGGAAGCCUAUGCACCAUGGACUCCACCACUUUAGUUCGGGAUUUCUCGUCCAAUGCCCUGGAGACAGGAGCCGUGUUAGCACAUGAACUUGGACACAACCUGGGCAUGCUUCACGAUACAUCGUCCUGCUCCUGCGUCGAGGCUCACUGCAUCAUGGCUCCAGUACUCAGUAACCCCCCUCCAGAGCACUUCAGUAACUGCAGUGUGGCAGAUUAUGUGCAGUUCCUGCAGUCGUCUCCUGCUCUGCAGUGUUUGCUGAAUGAACCUGCUAAUGGCUCCAUCAUCUCCCCGCCCAUCUGCGGAAACGGCUUCCAGGAGGAGGGAGAGGAAUGUGACUGCGGCCCCAUGGAGGAGUGUACAGACCCGUGCUGCCAUGCUGCCACCUGCACCUUCACCCAGGGAUCACAGUGCUCCUCUGGUGAUUGCUGUAACAACUGCAAGUUCCUGCCUCUGGCCACCAUGUGUCGGAACAUUCAAAGUGAGUGUGACCUGCCUGAGUACUGCAGUGGGAUGAGCGCAGACUGUCCAGAAGACACAUACCGAGUGGACGGCCUUCCCUGCAGAAACAACAGUGGCUACUGCUACGAAGGCCAGUGUCCACUCAAACUGGACCAGUGCAUCAGCAUGUGGGGAGAUACUGCUGAAGUGGCCCUGGAGUCCUGCUACAAUCUGAACACAAGAGGCACACAUUACGCAUACUGCAGUCGCCCGUACCCACAGGAUUAUAUAGGGUGUGCAGAGAAGGAUAUAAUGUGUGGAAAGCUUUUCUGCUCUAAUGGAACAGCAGUACCGCUGUUUGGGACAGGAGUGACGUUGGGUUCAUGUAAACUCACGAUUUACAGCGACCCCACUAUGGACUAUGGGCAGGUCAAAAGCGGGACAAAGUGUGGAGAUGGACGGGUGAGAGAAAGUUGAUGUUGUUUCACUUUGAUAGACUUCAUCACUACUAUACUUGUUUCUUCUAGGGUUGAGGCAGAGUUCAGUAUAGGCAGACAUUUGCAUCCCUAAAUGGUUCUCUGCAUGGAGAAA
Pygocentrus nattereri (red-bellied piranha) is the source of this 1708-nucleotide messenger RNA. Its product is annotated as zinc metalloproteinase-disintegrin bilitoxin-1-like. Gene Ontology annotation, molecular function: metalloendopeptidase activity. NCBI's taxonomy places the organism in Eukaryota, Metazoa, Chordata, Actinopteri, Characiformes, Serrasalmidae. The coding region runs from base 62 to 1594 and encodes 510 amino acids. Gene Ontology annotation, cellular component: plasma membrane. The transcript is spliced from 11 exons. The record is from RefSeq and is a predicted model, not a curated record. Gene Ontology annotation, biological process: proteolysis.